This is a messenger RNA of Paramecium sonneborni, 4199 nucleotides long. The record is from the annotation of a GenBank genome assembly. NCBI's taxonomy places the organism in Eukaryota, Ciliophora, Oligohymenophorea, Peniculida, Parameciidae.
AAGAAAUUCUCUAAUAUGAAUUAAGAGUAAUAAAGUGAAAAUUUGAAAGCACCCUUGUUAAAUGAGAAGGGUGGAGAAAUGGUCAGAGUAGAGAAGUAAUCAAGACGAAACAGGGCGGGAAUAAUAUCAAAGUUAUUCUUCGCAUGGGUAUAUGGUACGAUAGAUGUAAAAUUGAAUAUAAAAUUAGAUUGCAUCAAGAGUGACAUUAGAGAAUGACAUGAUAGAGGAUCUUAGAUUUUAAGAUACAAGUGAACAAUUGUAUUAUAGAUUCUUGAAGGAAUUUGAAAAAAGGAAAAACGAGAAAAAUGGAUUGAUUUGGUCUUUGAUUGGUGUGUCAUUGGGAUAGUGUAUCUUUGUAUUUAUAGUAAUGUUGUUUAAUGUUGGGACUUCAUUAUUGAAUCCAUUAUUAAUAAAAUGGACUAUAUAAUACUUGAUGAAAGAAGAUAAAGAAACUUAGGAAGGAUUAAUUCUGAUUUUUAGCAUAAUUGGAGUUAGAAUAAUAUCAGUGAUUUGUUAAUAACAUUCAUUUUAUUAGAUAGUAUUAAUAUAAAUAAUAUAUAAUAGAGAUUAGUAGGAUAUGAUUGGAUGGGUAUCUUAUCAAUGGCAUUAUUGGGCAAGAGUAUGAAUGUUUCAUAUUAGAGUAAUAAAGAACAUACAAGUGGAUAAGUCUUAAACUAUAUGUAAGUAGAUGCUAUGAAGUUAUAAUGGUUUGGUUGGUAUAUGUCAUAAAUUAUGUUGAUGCCUUUAUAAAUUGGCAUUUCAAUAUAUAUGAUGUUUGCAUUUAUAGGUGUUGCAUUUCUAGGAGGACUAGGUGUAAUCCUAUUAACUGCUAUCUUUAACAUCUUUGUAGGUAAGAAGAUGAUGGAAUAUCAGAUUAAGAUGAUGAAAGACAAAGACAAGAGAACUAAUUGUGCUAAUGAAAUCUUUCAACAAAUCAAAUUUAUAAAAGUAAAUGCUUAUGAAGAAUAUUUCAGAUCUAAACUUAAUUCAUUUAGAAAUCAAGAAAUUAAAACUUUAAAAACUAGAUUCUUUGCAUCUUGUUUGAACAUCUUAUCUGUUUGGUUGAGUCCUAUGUUAAUUUUAAAUGCUACUUUUGUCAUCUAUGUAGCCAUUGGAAAUGAUCUUACUCCUGCUAAUACUUUUGCUAUUAUUAGUUUAUUUCAAAGUCUCUAAGGUCCACUUCUAUUCUUGCCUAUGGCUUUAAAUGCUUUAAUAGAAGCUAAUAUCUCAUUUAAAAGAGUACAAGGAUUUCUAUUGACUAAUGAAUUAAUGAAUGAUUGCAUUACUAAUUCCAGUUAAUCUCAAUUAGAUUAAAUGUACUAAAAAACAUUAACAGUUAAUGAAUCCAGAUCUUAAAUCUAAUCCUAAGUCAUGAGAACUGAAAUUGAUGAUAAUGUUGCCAUCAGAAUAGACCAAGGAACUUUUUACUGGUCAAAAUAUAAGGAGUAACCCUAAGAAUCUCCUUAAGUUCCAAAGUCUAAAACCACUCCUAAGGCUUAAAAGGUAGAACCAGUACCAUAAGUGGAAUCAGAAUCUAUUUUAAAGAAUGUUAAUCUAAGAAUAGAAAAAGGAUAAUUUGUAGCAAUAGUUGGAGAUGUGGGAUCUGGUAAAUCAUCCUUAAUCUAAGCUUUGUUGGGUGAAAUGAUUUACAAAGAAGAUAAGCCAAAAAUACAAAUAAAUGGUUCUUUUGCAUAUGUUAGUUAGAAGGCUUGGAUUUAGAAUGCUACAGUGAAAGAUAAUAUUCUUUUUGGAUUGCCUUUUGAUUAAACAAAAUAUGAUGAAGCCAUAAAAUUCUCGUGUUUAAAAGAUGAUAUAAAGAUCCUUGUGAAAGGUGAUCAAACGAUGAUUGGAGAAAAAGGAGUUAAUUUAUCAGGAGGAUAAAAAGCUAGAGUAUCUUUAGCUAGAGCAAUAUAUAGCAAUUGUGAUAUUUAUUUAUUAGAUGAUCCAAUCAGUGCAGUUGAUGUUCAUGUUGGGAAAUUUAUUAUUUAUGAAUGUUUGAAUGGUUAUUUAAAAGAAAAGACUCGAAUUUUGAUAACUCAUGCUCUUAAUUAUUGUUAAUAUACUGACUAUGUUUAUUUAAUGGAUAAUGGUAUGAUCGCUGAACAAGGUUCAUUUAGUGAAAUAAAAUAGAAUGAAUAAUUUAAGAAGGUUUAUUAGAAAUUUUAUAAGGAUGCUAAAAACGAUGAAGAAUUUUAAGAACAAAAGGAUGUAAAUGAGUAAACUCCUGCUUUAGAAUUGAAAUUGGAGAAAAAAUAAUCAUCUCAGAAAGAAACUCCAAUAAGUAAUUCAAAUAAGGAUGAAGUUGAUGAAUUAAUGUUAUUAGAGGAUAGAAAUAAAGGCUCUAUAUCCUUUGAAAUCUUAGCUACAUAUAUCAGAUUGACAGGAGGUGUACUUUUUGCUGUAUUCUUGAUUUUUAUGAUGCUCUUAUGGGAUGGAUGUUAUGUAGGUUCAUCAUUAUGGAUGGCACAUUGGACUUAAUAAGCAAGUGAAGAUUUAGCAAAUGGAGUAGAAACAGAGAACUAUUUCUAUUUGACAAUUUAUUCAAUUCUCUCUUUAAGUUAUGGAAUUUUAGCAUUCCUAAGAUCAUGGGCAUUUGUAAUAGUAAGUUGCAAUUAGGCUAAUAAUAUGCAUAAUAAAAUGGUUAGCUGUUUAAUGUAUGCACCAUAAUGUUAAUUCUUUGAAAGAGUUCCUUUAGGUAGAAUUAUGAACAGAUUAACAAAGGAUUAAAAUGUUCUUGAUUCAGAACUUCAUUGGACAUUUAAUUGGAUGUUGGUAUAGGUAUUUUUAUUAUUGGCUAAUACAUUCUUAAAUAUAUAUACAAGUUCUGCUUGGGUGGCAAUUCCUAUGGUUCUUUAUUUCUUUUUAUGUUGGAAAGUAUAAAGAAUAUAUAUGGCAGCCAGUAGAGAACUCUUUAGAUUAGAGGCGAUAAGUAAGAGUCCCAUUUUGAGUUAUUUCUCAGAAUCUAUCAUGGGAAUAACUACAAUAAGAGCUUUUUAAAGAUAAUCUUAAAUUAUGAAUAAACAUGGCAAUAAUCAGGAUCUAAAUCGUAAAAUUUUCUUAGAAUAAAUUGCUGCAAAUGCAUGGUUUGGAUUAGUUCUUGGUUUAUCAAGUUUUAUGGUAAAUACAACAGCAAUAGUCUUUUGUAUGUUUUAUAGUACAAAAAACCCUGCAUAUGCUGGUUUAUUGAUGACUUAUGCAUCCACUUUAGAUUAAAAUAUAAAUGGAACUGUUUAGUGUUUAGGACAUGUUGAGAAUGGAUUGAUUUCAUUUGAAAGAUGUGUUGCAUAUACAAAGUAUGAUAAUCAAUAUAUAAUAUCUAGGGUUAAACCAGAAAAAGGUUAUGAAGCAGCAGUUAAGAGAUAUCAAAACAAUUAGACUUAUGCAGAUUAAUACAUACCAUAAUGGCCAAAGAAUGGAAUAAUAGAAUAUAAGAAUUUUUCAGUAUAAUAUAGAGAAGGUUUACCUUUAGCUUUAAAAAAUAUGAGUAUUGUAAUAAAUCCAAGAGAAAAAGUUGGUAUUGUAGGUAGAACAGGAGCUGGAAAAUCAACAAUAACAUUAACUAUUUUAAGAAUCUUAGAAGCAAUGAAUGGUUAAUUAUUAAUUGAUGGUCAUGAUAUAUCUACAAUUUCAUUAAGAUAACUUAGAGAAUCAAUUACUAUGAUAAUGCAAGAUCCUACUUUAUUUAGCGGUACUAUUAGAGAAAAUAUCGAUCCUUUAAAUCAAAGAACAGAUGAAGAAGUCAAAUAAGCAAUUAAUAAAUGUUGUUUGACAGAAUUAAUUGAAUCAAGAAAAGGAUUAGAAACUCAUAUUAAUGAUCAUGGUGAUAAUCUAAGUGCUGGUGAAAAAUAACUUGUUUGUAUUGCAAGAGCUGUACUUAAAAAAAGUCCUAUUGUCUUAAUUGAUGAAGCAACUGCCAAUAUAGAUAUUGAUACUGAACACAAAAUUUAAGAUACCAUUCAAAAUGCCUUUUCUGAUUGUACUGUCAUUACAAUUGCUCAUAGAAUCAACACCAUUCUUCAUUGUGACAAGUAUUUAUCUAUUCUAUUUUCAUUAGAAUUCUAGUUCUAGAUAAAGGAGAAGUCAAAGAAUUUGGACCCACUAAAGAGUUACUAAACCAAACCAACUCAUUAUUCUAUGGAAUUUAUUAAGAAGCUUUAAAAGAACAAAAUCAUUGAUUUUGCAUAUUUUAUAAUCUGUAC